Messenger RNA from Schistocerca americana (American grasshopper), 1542 nucleotides. RefSeq names its product piggyBac transposable element-derived protein 3-like. NCBI's taxonomy places the organism in Eukaryota, Metazoa, Arthropoda, Insecta, Orthoptera, Acrididae. The coding region runs from base 1 to 1542 and encodes 513 amino acids. The transcript has a single exon. The record is from RefSeq and is a predicted model, not a curated record.
AUGGAAAACAAGGAACCGGGUGAAGAUGAUUUUGAAGAUAUGACAGAUGGUGUGUUAAGGGAUCCUGCUGAAUACUUCUUCGAAUAUUAUGAUAAGAAUUUUUGGAAUGUUGUUGCAGAACUGACAAAUCUAUAUCAUGUGCAAAGUAAUAGUAAGAAUUUGAAAGCAAAUAUGAACGAAAUUCUUUCCUUUGUUGGGAUCGAAAUUCUAAUGGGUACGCUCAAGCUACCACAAGCCAAGAUGUACUGGAGUAGGCUAUUUGAUCUGCCUCUCAUCAGUGAUACUCUGACUCGGGACAGAUACUUCAAGUUACGCAAUCAUUUACAUUUUGUGAAUAAUUUACAUGACCAAGAUAGGAGUGACAAACUUUGGAAAGUGAGGCCUGUGAUUAAUGUUUUCAGGAAUAAGUGUCUCGCUUUGCCACGGUCUAAGCACCUAUCAAUUGAAGAGCAGAUGAUUCCAUUCUCUGGCAGAUGUGCAAUGAAAACUUAUGUGCCAUCAAAACCCAAUCCUCUUGGGUUAAAAAACUUUAUUUUGGCAUCUUCAGACGGUUUAGUUCUUGACUUCAUAAUAUAUACUGGCAAAGGAACAGUGCCCGACACUGAAUUAAAAGAAAUAGGUUUAGGUGCAAGUGUAAUUAAGCUGUUGACUGAGACAGUUCCAAACAAUGGGCAGCAUGUGAUAUAUAGUGACAGAUUUUUUACAGGCAUUAAGUCAAUUGAGUUUUUCUUAAGCAACAACAUACAUCAAACAGGUAGUGUAAUGAAAAACAGAAUUUUUGAUGUGGCUUCAAAAUUCAAAACUGAUUGUGAUCUAAACAGAGGUGAAUGGGAUGAAUAUGUGAGGGAAGACAAAAAGCUGUGUGCACUUAAAUGGAAAGAUAACAAGGCUGUCAUUUUGGUAUCGUCUUUUGUUGGGAGUGAGCCACAAGUUACUUGUAAGCGAUGGUCAAAGGUGCAGAACAGAAGUAUUGAUGUACCACAACUAACUAUUGUGAAGAGUUACAAUUUUAACAUGGGUGGUAUUGACUUAUGUGAUAGAUUCAUGGCCUACUACAGGUCAAAUACCAGAACAAGAAAAUGGACAAUCAGACUAUUUAACCAUUUUAUUGAUUUAGCUAUUAUUAAUUGCUGGAUUAUGUACAAAAGAACCUGUGCAAAAGAAUUAGUACCAAAGUGUAACAGACUGUCCCUAAUAAACUUCAGACUGAAUGUGGCCAAUGUAUUGAUAAAGGGUUCUCAUGUCAGAGGGUCGUCACAACUCUCCAAAGAAAUAAUCUUUGAUGAACAGGAGAUCACUGACAGCUCAGGAGAAGAUGAAGACAAUAAACCCAAAAGAAGAAAAGUUGUUUCCAUGCCAAGGAAGCCAACUCGAUAUGACCGGAUUGAUCAUCUUCCCCAAUACGUAGAGGCAAAGAAUGCUUCUAAAUGUCAUUUUGAAGAUUGCAAAUCCCACACAAGAACCUUGUGGAAGAAGUGCAAUGUUUAUUCAUGUGUGACUAAAAACAAUUGUUUUGUAAAAUUCCAUCAACAAAAACUUUAA